AUGACGGAAGAGUGGCUUUUCCACGGCAGCGACGGCGAACCAGGGACGGCAGGGACGGCAGGGACGGCAGUGCGUCGACGAGCAAGGGGCGGCGGCAGGAGAGAAGGCGCUCGGAAAGGAUCGGAGAAGCGUCAGCUGCUGUCGCGGGCGGACAUGGUGCAUUUUAUGGACGUGAGAGGCACGUGGGACUGGCGGGAGUGCGAGUGCUGCUUCGACCGCGCAGUGAGCUACCGCGCAGAGCGCGCGCUCGGCAUGGUCCGCCUGAAACACUUCCGUUGCGACCUUCAGAGGCAGCUGCCCGACUCCAUCCCCCUUGUCCCCCAGGAUCGACCAUCCAGCGUCAUGGUUGAGGAAUCUGCUAGAGUACCCUUGACGGAUUUGGAGCCUCUGGCGGUUUUGCCUCCCCAGCAGUUGUUUGGCUUUAAGUGUGCUGUGGCGCCCAUUCGCUGUGCCGAGGCGAUGAUUCUAGAGUGGAUGGCUGAGCCUCGUGUGGGCGUGCUCAUGGACCUGGGGAGGAUCAGAUCCCGCCUGCCUGCCAUUCUGGCCACGACAGAUGCUGUUUUCCCAAAUAGCAGCAGUGCUGCUGCUGCUGCGCCUGCUUCUAGAACAGCUUCUGGCCGUGCUGUUGCUGCUAGUGGAACGUGGGCGACUCGCUGGGCUGCCUACCGCCGUGCUGUCAGCUUCGCUGCCUUUCUUACUCUUGUAGCGAGGUGCCCGCGCGUUGUGAACCUAAAGAGGUUGUGCAUGCGUGGAGAGACCUCAGUUUAUCCGGCAAUCAUGGCGCAGCUGGGGGCGGGCAGGCAGGUGGAGAACGACUGCAUUGCUUCCGUGCUGGUGCAGGUGCUGGGGGUGAAGGAGAGAGCUGACCUAGAGGAAGGGUUUGGGUUCUUCAUGCAGCAUGUGCUGUCAGGCGGGCUGGAGGAGGCGCAUGCUUAUGAAAAGUGGAGGGGAGCCGGGGGGGUGGCGCAGGGAGAGGAGGGACGGGCGGAUGGCGAGAUGAUGGAUAGGGGUGGGGGCAUGGAAGAGGAGGAGGAGGAGGAGGAGGAGGAGGAGGAGGAGGAGGAGGAGGAGGAGGAGGAGGAGGAGGAGGAGGAGGAGGAGGAGGAGGAGGAGGAGGAGGAGGAAAAGGAGGAGGAGGAGGAGGAGGAGGAGGAAGAGGAAGAGGAGGAGGAGGAGGAGGAGGAGGAGGAGGAGGAGGAGGAGGAGGAGGAGGAGGAGGAGGAGGAGGAGGAGGAGGAGGAGGACGAGGAGGAGGAGGAGGAGGAGGAGGAGGAGGAGGAGGAGGAGGAGGAGGAGGAGGAGGACGAGGAGGAGGAGGAGGAGGAGGAGGACGAGGAGGAGGAGGAGGAGGAGGAGGAGGAGGAGGAGGAGGAGGAGGAGGAGGAGGAGGAGGAGGAGGAGGAGGAGGAGGAGGAGGAGGAGGAGGAGGAGGAGGAGGAGGAGGAGGAGGAGGAGGAGGAGGGAGGAGAAGGAGGCGGAGGGCGCCCUUGCAAGGUGAAUGGUGCUCCCAAGGGCAUGUAUGUGAGUGGCGUAGGCGCCACGGAUUUCGCUCUUGCUUUUGCCACUGAGCUGUCUAAGGCAGAGAGCUGUGCUGAGGCGUGUAUGUACAUACUAGAUGGGAACAAUGCCAAUAAGGUGAGGGUGGAAGAGGCAGCAAUCCACGAGGCGAGAAGCAGGCUGAGAAGAGGGGUAGGUGGAAACGGCAGAAUAGGGCGUUCAGGAGGAACAGGCGGAGAUGGGGCAGCAGCAAACAGGAGUGGGGAAGCAGCAAACAGGAGUGGGGAAGCAGCAAACAGGAGUGGGGAAGCAGCGAACAGGGGUGGGGAAGCAGCAAACAGGGGUGGGGAAGCAGCAAACACGAGUGGGGCAGCAGCAAACACGAGUGGGGCAGCAUCGAACACAAGUCGAGCAGCAGCAAACACAAGUCGGGCAGCAGCAAACACGAUUCGGGCAGCAGAAGCAUCAGCUGAAAACCGGUCUUGUGCACGAGUGGAUGGCACCUGCGCCAGGUACAACCCUGGGCUAGUGCCCUGGGAGGAAUGGCCACAGGGCGAUGAAGCUGCUUUGAAGCUUCCAGACGAUCCCAAUGCAAGAUUCUUUCAGCUGGGUGUUUCGGAGGAGAGUGGAACAGGAGUGGAGAGAGAGCAGAGGGCAACAGAACAAGCAUCAAAGUCUGGGAGGAAGCACACGAGGCGGAAGGUGCGAGGAGCCAAGGCACCAGGCCAAGCGAGUGACGGCGGUGGGGGUCAUACAGACAGAGGGCUUGGCGGAGUGACGGAGCAAUCGGGCAUUACACAUCCAUUCAGCAUGCCUGUUAUACGGCCGCCUCCGAGAAGGAAGCUUCCCAUCGUGCGCUGCGUGGCGGAUGCAGAAUCUCUAGUGGAGGGUGUCAGCCAGGUUGCGAGUCCACCUGCCUGUACCCACUGCGUGCAGUGCUUCCGCGACUACUACCUCCUCAUCCCAUCCAUCGCCCUCAUUGCCAAGUACGCCUAUCGCCCCCUCUACGUCCUCUUCAACCGCUUCUUAUCCGUCUUCCCGCCGCACUCCUACGGGUUCCGCACGCUCGUGAAGGACAUGGGGUUGCCGCCGUUCCCCUCGGGCCCAGCUUCGCCUAUCAACCUUGCGAUUCUGCGCGGUGAGGUAGAGAAGGAGCGCGUUGCCUUUCUGCUGAUCGUGGCGCUCAAGUGGCCGGCCUCCAUUCUUGACUUGGAACAGUUUGAAGGGAAAGAGAUGUUGGAGGGGGACGGGAUUCGAGUCAAGAAGAAGGCUGCGACGGGGCGGAAGAAAGGGAAGGCUCGGAGAGGGAUGGGAAACGGAGGGGAGGAGGAGGAAGAGGAGGACGAUGGAGAGGUGUGGGAGGAGUUGGAGUCGUGGUGCUUCACAGCGCAGAGUGCUUGGCCAUCCAGCCUGCGUGUCUUGAGGGAUGUCGAUGUUGAAUCGGAGGGUUCAGGUCUGAGUGAUGUGUGCAUGGGCAGUGAGGGGCAGCAGGAGAGGAGGGUGGACAUGGAGACGAGGAUUGCUGAGAUGGUCAAAACAGGUGCGGAGAAGAUGCGCAGGAAGAGGGUGCAGCUCCGCUGGGGUGGUGCUGUGGCGAGCAGCAGCACUGGCAGGUGCAAUGAGGGAAAGGGCAAGAAGGCUGAGCUGCCACCUUACUUAAAGCCGUGGCCCGGAGGGGUCAAUCUGCUGGCAUGUCUGCGAGAGAUGCUGCUGGGGGAGCCGUGCUACCGCCCUGCCUCCCCUGCUGCCCGUCCGUCCCUACCCACCCACCUGUGUGCACCCUUGCUACCACCGAAUUCUCCUCGCUUUGUGACUUUGUGGAGGGCUCAGCUUGCCUCCCUUGAAAGCCUCUUCGCUGCUAUUGGGAAGGAGCUAGGGGCACACAGGCAGGAAGAGGAAGAUUGUUUGGCGACGGUGCUGGUGCAGGUGCUGGGGGUGAAGGGAGGAGAGGAGCUGAAAGACGGGUUUAAAGCCCAUGUGCUGCCGCUGUUGCCUGGUGGCGCGGAGGCGCACAGAGAGAGCGAGGGAGGAGCAGGGGAGGAUAGGGGAAAGGGCGGAAUAGCGGAUGAUGGGGGGAAAGGGGGGAAUGGGGGGAAGCUGGAGGCUGGGAGAAAGGCUUUCAUCAGCAGCGGUACUCCCGGGGGCAUGUUUGUGAGUGGCAUUGACGCCACUGAUUUCGCCCUUGCCGUUGCUACAAUCCUCUCCAAGCCCCAAUUCUCCGAGGAUGCUUGCCAGGUGUUCUUCACGGAUGCUAAUAACGAGUACAGAGUGAAGCUGGAGAAUUCUGCGACUGAGGCUGCCAGGAAGAAAGUAGGCAUGGGUGCAGAAAGAGAGAGGGAGGGUGGGGUUGGAAAGAGCAGUGGAGCUGAGAUUGGUGUGAAGUCCACGGCGAAGGACGGCUGGGAGGCGGUAAUCGCAACCAAUAACACGCUCGUGACUGUACUGACAUGGCGGGUGAGCUGCAUUCUCAUGUGGGUUCGAACCUAUGGCCCGAACCUGCAAUCUCCAAAGUCAUGUGCACUCCGAACCUGCGUCAAGCCAAGAGAGGAUCUCCCAGUCCUCCGCCACCCAUUCCGGGAUCUCCCGAGCAUGCUGAUCAGGUCCGGCACCAUGCCGGAGCCCUUGGUUCGGCGGGGCUUUUCUUGGGAGUGGGGAGAGUGGCCUGCUGGUGAUGAAGUUGCUUUGAAGCUUCCUGAUGACGUGCAAGCGAGGGCUCUUUUAUGA
This is a messenger RNA of Closterium sp. Yama58-4, 4221 nucleotides long. Lineage: Eukaryota; Viridiplantae; Streptophyta; Zygnematophyceae; Desmidiales; Closteriaceae. The record is from the annotation of a GenBank genome assembly.